Messenger RNA from Diceros bicornis minor, 1236 nucleotides. RefSeq names its product membrane associated ring-CH-type finger 4 (gene MARCHF4). The coding region runs from base 1 to 1236 and encodes 411 amino acids. NCBI's taxonomy places the organism in Eukaryota, Metazoa, Chordata, Mammalia, Perissodactyla, Rhinocerotidae. Gene Ontology annotation, biological process: protein ubiquitination. The record is from RefSeq and is a predicted model, not a curated record. The transcript has 4 exons. Gene Ontology annotation, molecular function: zinc ion binding; ubiquitin-protein transferase activity.
AUGCUGAUGCCCCUGAGUGGGCUGCUCUGGUGGUGGUGGUGCUGCUGCUGCUGUGCCUGGUACCCCUGUGGAUUGUGCACCCCGGCUCCCCAGAUGUUGCGCCACCAGGGUCUCCUCAAGUGCCGCUGCCGCAUGCUCUUCAAUGACCUGAAGGUUUUCCUACUGCGGCGCCCCCCUCCAGCGCCCCUGCCCAUGCACGGGGACCCCCAGCCCCCCGGUUUGGCGGCCAACAAUAACACCCUUCCGGCUCUGGGUGCCGGGGGGUGGGCAGGCUGGAGGGGCCCUCAAGAAGGGCUGGGCAGGGAGACCCCUCCUCUGCCACCUCCACCACCUUUGCCACCUUCUGUGGAAGAUGACUGGGGUGGCCCAGCCACAGAGCCACCUGCCUCGCUGCUCAGCAGUGCCUCCUCAGAUGACUUCUGUAACGGGAAGGCUGAGGAUCGCUACUCACUGGGCAGCAGCCUGGACAGUGGCAUGAGGACCCCGCUCUGCCGCAUCUGUUUCCAGGGGCCAGAACAGGGGGAGCUGCUGAGCCCGUGCCGCUGUGAUGGCUCCGUCAAGUGCACGCACCAGCCUUGCCUCAUCAAGUGGAUCAGCGAGCGGGGCUGCUGGAGCUGUGAGCUGUGCUACUACAAGUACCACGUCAUUGCCAUAAGCACAAAGAAUCCUCUGCAGUGGCAGGCCAUCUCUCUGACAGUCAUUGAGAAGGUUCAGAUUGCAGCCGCCAUCUUGGGUUCCCUCUUCCUCAUCGCCAGCAUCUCUUGGCUCAUCUGGUCGACCUUCAGUCCCUCGGCAAAAUGGCAGCGCCAAGACCUCCUCUUCCAGAUCUGCUACGGGAUGUAUGGAUUCAUGGACGUGGUGUGCAUAGGUCUCAUCAUCCACGAGGGACCCUCCGUGUACCGCAUCUUUAAACGGUGGCAGGCUGUCAACCAGCAGUGGAAAGUGCUGAACUAUGACAAGUCGAAAGACCUGGAGGAUCAAAAGUCAGGAGGCAGGACAAACCCCCGGACCUCCUCAUCCACCCAGGCCAAUGCCCCUGCCUCAGAAGAGGAGGCCGCAGGCACCCCUGCCCCUGAGGAAGGCCCUGCCCGGGCAGCCAGCCACCCCUCAGGCCCUCUGUCCGAUCACCACUGUGCUUACACCAUCCUGCACAUCUUGAGUCACUUAAGACCUCAUGAACAGCGGAGCCCCCAGGGCGGCAGCCGAGAGCUCGUCAUGAGGGUCACGACAGUGUGA